AUGCCGGCGACCAACCAGGGCUGGCCGGAGGCGUUCGGCUUCUCCAUCGGCGGCCGCGGGCCCUGCUACGUCCUCUGGGUGGAGGAGGGCAGCAGCGCGGCGGCGGCGGGCCUGCGGCCGGGCGACGAGGUGCUGGAGCUGGAGGGGCAGCCCGUCGCCUCGCUGGGCCGCCCGGCGCUGCUGGCGCUAGCCCGGCGCUGCGUGGCGGUGCCCCCCAGCAUCGGCGUGCUGUCCCGCCUGCAGCGCGCCGACCUCCCCCCGGGGCCCCGCGGCCGCUUCGGCUUCCAGCUGGCGGGCGGCAGCCCCCCGCGGGUGGCCAGCGUGGCCCCCGGCUCGCCCGCCGCCGCCUGCGGCAUCGCGCCCGGGGACCUGGUGCUGGAGGUGGACGGCGUGCCCGUGAGGUGCCCCGCGGCCGCCGCAGCCUUGGUCGCCUCCUGCGGCGGGCGCGCUCUGCGCCUGGGGCUGCUGCGGCCCCAGCGGGACCUGGGGCCCAGCACUGAUGCUGUGCGCCAGGAGAGGAAGCAGAAGGCGCGGGAGUUCAGCAAAAAGGUGGACGACAUCCUGGGGGACCAGCCGGAGCUCAAGGAGAAGGUGUUCACCGUGCUGAAGCAGUACGCGGCGGAGCGCAAGGUGGAGUACCUGGCCUCCUCCCUCUGCAUGGUGCUCACGCAGGAGUCCCACCAGCACCUCAUGGACAGCAUCAGGAUUUUCAUCCCCAAGAAGCACCGGCAGCGCUUCGACGAGGUGGUGUCGCAGAGCCUGAUCAGCAAGCUGUGCCGCUCCAAGAGCCAGCAGCACAGCAACCGGCUGCGGCGCAGCCGGAGCGAGGACCACCAGGAGCGGCUCCUCGUGUCCACCCGCGCCAGCUCCGUGCCCCGCAGCCACGAGGAGGUCAGCAGGAGCCUGCGGAAAAGCACCUCGCUCAUCACCAGCAAUGUGGCCUCGGGGGCUGCCCGCAGAACUGUGCGGGUUUAUAAAGGCAACAAGAGCUUUGGCUUCACGUUACGGGGACAUGCACCAGUGUGGAUUGAGUCUGUCCUGCCAGGGAGCCCGGCUGAGAAGGCUGCGCUCAAAGCCGGAGACCGCAUCCUAUUUCUCAACGGCCUGGACAUGAGGAACUGCUCCCACGACAAGGUGGUGUCGAUGCUGCAGGGCAGCGGGGCGAUGCCCACCUUGGUGGUGGAGGAGGGGAUCGUCAACUUCUCCAGCGACUCUGACUCUGCUGACUCCCCGACCGCCUCCUCCGCGCUCACCUCCCUGCAGUGGGUUGCAGAGAUACUCCCCUCUAGCAUCAAGAUUCAAGGGAGGACCUUCCACCAGCAGCUGGAACACCUGCUCACUCCACCUGAGCGCUUUACCAUCUGCAAAGCCCUGGAAAGCUUCUUCCAACAUCGGAAUAUUGACACUCUUAUUGUGGAUGUGUACCCGGUGCUAGACACACCAGCCAAGCAAGUCAUUUGGCAGUUUAUCUACCAGCUGCUGACGUACGAAGAGCAGGAGCACUGCCAGCAAAAGAUUGCCAGGUUUCUUGGUUACAAGUCCUUGGCAGCCGAGCCGGAGGCAGAGGAGCGCUACCGCAGCUCCGUGCGAGGGGCCUCCCUGUGCCGGGGCAGCCUUCGGACCCCCCGCCCCGAGGAAGGGGGGGCUGCAGGUCAGAGUGACACCGUGGAGGUCCCGGUUCGCCUGAUCCCUGGGGAGAGGCAGGCUGGGGAUGGCACGUCCCUGCCAGAGACACCCAACCCCAAAAUGAUGUCGGCUGUCUACGCAGAGCUGGAAAACCGCCUGCUCGGCAGCUUCGCCAGCAAGAUGGGCAGUGCUGCCCUGCACAGGGCAUCGCCUCCGGCCCCGGAGCCAGCGCGCACCGCAGGUUCUCGCAAGUCGGGGAUGCCGGUCUCGUGGCCGAGCGACCCGCUGGCCUCCCAGCAGUGCUACUACCGCCUGCACAGCAGCAUGCCCUCCCCGAGCAGCACCGAGUCCAACCCCUAUGUCAGCCUGGACAGCAGCCCGGCCCCGUCCCCCCGGCACCGGCAGUACCCCCUCAGCCCGCUGUCGCGGCGGAAGAAGCUCUUCACCUUCUCCAGGCCCCCGCGCAGCCGCGACACCGACCGGUUCCUGGAUGCCCUCAGCGAGCAGCUGGGACACCGGGUCACCAUCGUGGAUGAUUUCCUCACCCCUGAGAAUGACUACGAGGAGAUGAGCUUCCACGAUGACCAGGGCAGCUACGUCACCAACGACGUGAGCAGCAGCGAGUACAUCAGCAGCAGUGACGAGGGCAGCUCCCUGACCUACUCCACGCUCUCCGACCACAUCCCCCCGCCGCCGCUCAGCCCCCCUCCGCCGCCGCCCCCCCUGCAGUUCCACGACCCCCAGGCCGUCCCCGCUAAGGCAGAGGCCGCCAAGGCGAGCACAUCGCCUGCCCCCAAGUCCCUCAUCAGCCACCUGCACCCCAUCCCGCCCCCGCCGCCCCCGCCGCCGCCCCCCCCGGUGCCCUGCGCGCCCCCCCUGCACCGGGGGCUGCUGCACCGCAGAAGCGAGACCAACCACAUGAGCGUCAAGAGGCUGCGCUGGGAGCAGGUGGAGAACUCGGAAGGGACCAUCUGGGGGCAGCUCGGGGAAGACUCGGACUACGACAAGCUGAGUGACAUGGUCAAAUACCUGGACCUGGAGCUGCACUUCGGGACGCAGAAACCAACCAAGCCAACUCUCAUGCCUGAAACCUUUAAAAAGAAAGACGUGGUUGAAAUUUUGUCCCACAAAAAGGCCUACAACACAUCCAUCCUGAUCGCCCACCUCAAGCUCUCGCACAUGGAGCUGCGCCAGAUCCUCAUGACGAUGGAGACGGACCGCCUGGAGCCUUCUCACAUCAAGCAGCUCCUGCUCUACGCCCCGGACGGGGAGGAGGUGCAGCGCUUCCAGAGCUACAAGGAGAACCCCAGCAAGCUGAGUGAGCCGGACCAGUUUGUGCUGCAGAUGUUGUCAGUACCAGAGUACAAGAUCCGUCUGCGCAGCCUACAUUUUAAGACCACCCUGCAGGAGAAGACGGAGGAGAUCAAAGCGAGCUAUGAGUGCAUCUGCAAGGCCUCUCUGGAGCUGAAAAGCAGCAAGAAGCUGGCUAAAAUCCUGGAGUUUGUGCUGGCAAUGGGAAACUACCUGAACAACGGGCAGCCCAAGACCGGCAAAACAACAGGCUUUAAAAUCAACUUUCUCACUGAGCUGAACACAACCAAGACUGUUGAUGGGAAAUCCACCUUCCUGCACAUCCUUGCCAAAUCACUUAGCCAACACUUCCCAGAGCUCCUGGGCUUUGCCAAGGAUCUUCCUACAGUGCCGCUCGCUGCCAAAGUGAACCAGAGAACGCUGACGGCUGACCUCAAGGACCUCCACACCACCGUCAGCGACAUACAGGUGGCCUGCCACAACAUGCCCGCUACCGCAGAGGACAGAUUUGCAAUUGUGAUGACCUCCUUUCUGGAGAGUGCCCAGCCCGCCAUGCGCUCGCUGGAUGACCUGCAGCACAAGGCCAUGGAAGAAUUCAGCAAGGUGUUGUCCUUCUUCGGGGAAGACUCUAAAAUGACAACUUCGGAAUCUUUCUUUGGCAUUUUUGCAGAAUUCAUGAGCAAGUUUGAGCGGGCACUCACUGACGUGCAGGUCGGUGAGAGCCAGCGCAGCCCCAGGAUGACAUCCCCCCUUGCCUGGUGAGAGGCCGAGGCAAUGCAAGGUGCAACAGUUUAUUGCCAACAAAGUGCAAUUUGCUCCCGUUGAGUUUGGUUGUAAAUACACUGCUGCCGCCUGCUACCACCGAGCAGAACCGCAGGCCGAGGGGCCGGGGCAGCUCGGACACUGAACGGGCACCACAGAAGGUCACAGAUGGAAGCGAGGGUGAGGCACGGGCACAGGAAGGCAAACACCGCCUUGGUUUGAUGACAUCCUUCUUAGCAUCCUUUAUUUCAAGUGUAUGACAGAAUCAAGGGCUUCAGACACACCCAGGUAGAACCCCGCUGCCCUGUGUCCCCACAGCACACAGACCUGGCACCAGCAGUCGCGGGAGCCCUGUCCCC
Molecule: messenger RNA, 4058 nt
Organism: Oxyura jamaicensis (ruddy duck)
Lineage: Eukaryota; Metazoa; Chordata; Aves; Anseriformes; Anatidae
Gene: GRID2IP
Product: Grid2 interacting protein
Exons: 22
Coding region: 1-3699 (1232 amino acids)
Molecular function (GO): protein binding
Source: RefSeq, a predicted model, not a curated record